GCCGGCCGGCGGGGGCGGUGCCGGGUCAGAGCUUUCCGCUCCGGUGCUCAGUUGUCCUCAGAAAGCCGCGCUGCGUUGUGCUGAGCCGCGGGCGGGCCCUGCCCACACUGGCAGCAGACAGCCGAGAGCAGUAACUGAAUUCCCACUGCCGCUUCUUCUGUGCCACGUCUUACACGUGCUGUACACGAGCUCGGGGGCCAGCGAAGAAGUCAAAGUGCACAGCAGGAUCUGGGGGCUCAGAAAGGGGCACCGUUCACGUGAGAGGAAACAACCCCAACGUGGGUUUACAGGGUGCUCAGAGCUGCAUUUAUGGUUCCGCUAAAGACGGCGAACACAGGCUAGCAGGUACAGCCUAGCUCAGGGGAAAUGUGCUGUCAAGAUCCCCUCAGCCCCUGCACCAGGCUGUUUUACAGGUACAGAGAUCUGGCCCCACAGCUAGUCCCACUUGACUACUCAGAUAAACCAGAUGUGAUGCUUCCCUAUGAACUCAUCAGCAGCAUGCCAGAGCUGAAGGAUAAUCCAUUUCGCCAGCGGAUAGCAGAGGUUUUCUCAGAGGAUGGAGAAGGCAAUAUGACUUUAGAUGAUUUUUUAGACAUGUUUUCAGUGUUGAGUGAAAUGGCUCCCAGAGAUCUCAAAGCUUAUUAUGCCUUUAAAAUUUAUGAUUUUAACAAUGAUGAUUAUAUAUGCAAGUCAGACUUGGAAAAAACUGUUAACAAACUGACUCGACAUGAACUUACUCCAGAAGAGGUUAGCCUUGUAUGUGAAAAAGUGAUUGAGGAAGCUGAUCUGGACAAUGAUGGCAAACUUUCCCUAGAAGAUUUUCAGCACAUGAUAGUAAGAGCUCCAGACUUUCUCAGUACAUUUCACAUUCGAAUCUGAAUCUGGUGAAACACAGAGUGGGAACUUCAUCCGAAUUCCGCCACGUACAUCAUUCCGUUCUGUUUUCAGGACCAAACACGAGUUUCAGAAACUGGAGUAAGAGCUGGGGAGAAGAACAAGUUAUAUUUCCUGUUUAAAUCUUCAGGGAUAAGAUUAAUUAAGAUUUCCCUAGGUAACUUAGUACAAAGUUUUUCUUGCCAGUUAACAUGUUCAGUACAAAUUUUGUUUUGAUUUUCAGCUUCAGCAAAUCUGAUCAACAAAGAAAUGGGGAAUACAUCCAUAUUUGUUUAACUUAGCAAAUAAAAAGAUUUGGUUAAGGUAAAAGACUGCUGGCACUAGAACAAAUAUGUAUAAACUGACCAUUAAUAAACUUUGACUUGAAAUUGGAAGGAGAUUCUUAGUCACUACUACAGCUGGGUCCUAAGAAACCCUUCCAAUUUGAAUAA
Molecule: messenger RNA, 1325 nt
Organism: Alligator sinensis (Chinese alligator)
Lineage: Eukaryota; Metazoa; Chordata; Crocodylia; Alligatoridae
Gene: CIB3
Product: calcium and integrin binding family member 3
Exons: 5
Coding region: 367-879 (170 amino acids)
Molecular function (GO): calcium ion binding
Source: RefSeq, a predicted model, not a curated record